This is a messenger RNA of Gekko japonicus, 3199 nucleotides long. It is a transcript of the gene ITGAV, whose product is annotated as integrin subunit alpha V. Gene Ontology annotation, cellular component: external side of plasma membrane; integrin complex. The transcript has 30 exons. Gene Ontology annotation, biological process: angiogenesis; cell-matrix adhesion; cell-cell adhesion. Gene Ontology annotation, molecular function: integrin binding. NCBI's taxonomy places the organism in Eukaryota, Metazoa, Chordata, Lepidosauria, Squamata, Gekkonidae. The coding region runs from base 1 to 3036 and encodes 1011 amino acids. The record is from RefSeq and is a predicted model, not a curated record.
AUGGAGCUUUUCCGCCAGGCCUUCAGGACAUUCCUUCUAGUGGGAGCGCCAAAGGCAAAUACAAGUCAGCCUGGAAUUGUACAAGGAGGUCAAGUUCUCAAGUGCAGUUGGAAUUCCAACAGAAACUGCCUUCCUAUCAUAUUUGAUUCUACAGGCAACAGAAAUUUUGCUGUGAAUGAUCCAUUGGAAUUCAAGUCAAACCAAUGGUUUGGAGCAUCUGUGAGAUCUAAAGAUGAUAAAAUUCUGGCAUGCGCACCGCUGUAUCACUGGAGAACUGAACAGAAACCAGAGCGGGAACCUGUGGGAACUUGUUAUCUUCAUGAUGGGUCUAAAGCUGUUGAAUAUGCUCCCUGCAGGUCAACAAACAUUGAUGCCGAAGGACAAGGCUUCUGUCAAGGGGGAUUCAGCAUCGACUUCACCCAGGGAGACAGAGUUCUUCUUGGAGGACCCGGAAGCUUUUACUGGCAAGGCCAGCUCAUCUCCGAUCAAGUGGCUGAGAUUGUGUCAAAAUACAACGCCAAGGUCUACACCACCAAGUACGAUAACCAGUUAGCAACCCGGGCGGCAAGUGCUACUUUCGACGACAGCUAUUUAGGUUAUUCAGUAGCUGUGGGAGAUUUCAAUGGUGACGGCAUAGACGAUUUCGUCUCCGGUGUCCCACGAGCAGCGAGAACGUUGGGCUUGGUGUCCAUUUACGAUGGGAGAACCAUGGCGUCUUUGUAUAAUUUUACCGGAGAACAGAGAAGUCUGACGCAGCGGAGCAAGAGGGGGCAAGCUGCAUGUUUGCUCCUGAGACUGCAAAGACAUUUGCGGAAACGAGGGAAAGUGGCGGAGGAAUACAGCUACACAGAUUUGCUUAUAGGAGCCCCCCUCUUUAUGGACCGUGGUUCCGACGGCAAACUUCUAGAAGUGGGCCAGGUGACUGUGUAUCUGCAGCAAGCGGCUGGAGGCUUCCUCCCCACGAAGCUGAACGGCUUUGAGGUCUUUGCGAGGUUCAGCAACUCCAUUGCACCUCUGGGAGACCUCGACCAAGAUGGCUUCAACGACAUUGCAGUGUCUGCUCCUUAUGGUGGAGAGGACAGGAAAGGAAUGGUUUACAUCUACAAUGGGAGAGCCACCGGUCUGAAUGGAGUACCAUCUCAAAUCCUCGAAGGACAGUGGGCCUCUCAGACGAUGCCACCGAGCUUUGGAUACUCAUUGAAAGGAGCGACUGACGUGGACAAAAAUGGCUACCCAGACUUGAUCGUAGGAGCUUUUGGCGUUGACAGAGUUGCCUUAUAUAGGGCCCGCCCAGUCAUUACUGUAAAUGCGGUACUGGAAGUCGCCCCGUCCAUCCUCAAUCCAGAGAGCAAAUCCUGUGACCUGACUGAAAGCGGCCAGAAAGUUUCUUGCUUUAAAGUGAAAUUCUGCUUAAAUGCUGAUGGCAAAGGAAGCCUCCCCAGGGAACUUACUUUCCAUGUAGAGCUGCUGUUGGACAAACUCAAGCAAAAAGGUGCCAUCCGGAGAGCCCUCUUUCUCCACAACAGACAGUCCGGCCACUCUAAGAACAUGACAGUCGUCAAAGGAGGCCGAAAGCACUGUGAAGAACUGUUCGCUUUUUUAAGGGAUGAAUCUGAAUUCAGAGACAAGCUUACUCCCAUCACUAUAUUCAUGGAAUAUCAACUGGAUUAUAAAACAGCUGCAGAUUCAACUGGUUUACAGCCCAUCCUCAACCAGUUCACUCCUGCAAACAUCAGCAAACAGGCUCACAUUCUUCUGGACUGCGGUGAAGACAAUAUCUGUCGUCCGGAUCUGCAGGUGGCAGUCAACAGCGACCAGAAGCAGAUAUAUAUCGGUGAUGACAACCCUUUAACGCUCAUCGUGAAUGCCCAGAAUCAAGGGGAAGGAGCCUACGAAGCAGAACUCUUUGUUACCGUCCCUCCUCAAGCUGACUUUAUUGGCAUCGUUCGUAACAAUGAGGCUCUAGCGAGGCUGUCCUGUGCCUUUAAGACAGAGAAUCAGACACGGCUGGUGGUCUGCGACCUUGGAAAUCCCAUGAAAGCCGGGACAAAACUUUCGGCAGGUCUUCAUUUCAGUGUGCAUCAAGAGUCCGAGAUGGAUACCUUCGUGAACUUUGACCUUCAGAUACGUAGCUCAAACUUAUUUGACAACCUAAGCCCAGUGAUAUCUUAUCAGUCGGACCUGGCUAUCUUAGCAGCUGUCGAAAUCAGAGGUGUCUCCUCGCCCGAUCAUAUCUUUCUCCCGAUACCCAACUGGCAACCCAAGGAGAACCCAGAAACAGAAGAUGAUAUUGGGCCUCUGGUUCAACACAUCUAUGAGCUCAGAAAUAAUGGCCCAAGUGCCUUCAGCAAAGUGAUGCUUAAUCUUCAGUGGCCAUACAAGUACAACAACAACACCUUGCUGUAUAUCGUCCAGUACGAAAUUGAAGGGCCCAUGAACUGCACGACAGAUAUGGAGAUCAACCCACUAAAAAUUAAGAUGUCAGCUACUGGACAAGACGAAAAGAACGAAACGUCGAACGGAGAAGAUAACCGUGGUCACCAUAUCAACCGGCGGGAUUUGAAUGCUGCUGAGGGAGAUGUACAAACUUUGGGCUGUGGAACUGCAGAAUGUUUGCGGAUAUUCUGCCAAGUGGGUCGCUUGGAAAGGGGGAAGAGUGCGAUUCUGUAUUUAAAAUCUCGCCUCUGGACUCAGACCUUCAUAAACAAGGAAAACCAGAACCAUUCGUACUCGCUCAAGUCAUCUGCGUCCUUCAGCGUGAUCGAGUUCCCGUACAAGAAUCUCCCCUUUCCUGAAGACGUUCACAAUUCUACAAUAGUCACCACAAAUAUCUUGUGGGGUAUCCAGCCAGCUCCCAUGGCAGUGCAAAUCUGGGUAAUCAUACUGGCUGUCCUAGCCGGCCUGUUGCUUCUGGCUCUCCUGAUCUUCGUUAUGCACAGGAUGGGGUUCUUCAAAAGGGUGCGGCCGCCUCAGGAGGAACAAGAAAGAGAACAGUUGCAGCCCCACGAAAAUGGAGAAGGGACAUCGGAGGCCUGAACAGUGUUUUUAGCUGUGUCGUUUACUGAAACACUUAACAAUUGCCAACGUCUUCCUUUCCAAAUAGUCACGUUUCCCUCUUAAGGGACAGAGAAACCCAGGACUGCGCUGCAAAAUGUCCCGUCGAACAUUGGGCGUGGUCUCAACUUAACUGCAGAAUCCA